UACCGUUGCUCUAACUCGUCUGAACUCGCUAAACAGCAGCCAGCAAACAUGUCGUUCCGCACGGGUCUGCGGGUCACAAAUCUGCUUAAAAGCUCAUCGAAGAGACCAGCGGGGACCGUUGGCGCUUCUUUGACACGAAAAAUUCAGUCUUCGUCGUCACCUAGAGCUUCCGUGUCGCCAUUCACCGAGCCUACGUCUCCAAAUCCUACAGCUACCAAGUAUGCUGAGACAACUGAAUCAUUACAUACAUACGGAUCAUACCUCAUGCAGUGUCUCCCCAAAUUCGUCCAGCAGUUCUCCGUAUUAAAGGACGAGCUCACUCUGCACAUCUCCCCGUCUGGCGUCAUCCCAGUCUUGACUUUCCUUCGAGAUCAUUCGCAAUGUCAGUUCAAGAGCGUCGUGGAUAUCACCGCCGUCGACUUCCCAGAACGAGAGAAACGCUUCGAGGUGGUCUACAACAUGUUGAGCAUCAAGCAUGCGGGAAGGAUUCGUGUCAAAACGUAUGCUGGCGAAGCGGACCCUGUGCCUAGCAGCGUUUCUGUCUUCAGUGGAGCAGAUUGGUACGAACGGGAGACAUGGGAUAUGUUUGGCGUCUUCUUCACUGGCCACCCUGACCUGCGUCGGAUACUGACAGACUAUGGCUUCGAUGGCCAUCCCCUCCGAAAGGACUUUCCCUUGUCGGGCUACACAGAAGUCCGCUACGACGAAGAGAGGAAACGCGUCGUUUACGAGCCUCUGCAAUUGACGCAGGCUUUCCGCAACUUCGAAUCACUGUCACCCUGGGAACAAGUUGGGCAAGGGACAGAGCCCGUCAGGCCCGCAGAGCUCAAGCCUGUUCCUCCACCUCAACCCGAGCAGCCUCCAAAGAAGUAGAUGAUACUACGUUAUUGAUUGAUAUACAUAUAUAAACA
This is a messenger RNA of Suillus clintonianus, 911 nucleotides long. Its product is annotated as NADH or F420H2 dehydrogenase. Gene Ontology annotation, molecular function: NADH dehydrogenase (ubiquinone) activity. The record is from RefSeq and is a predicted model, not a curated record. The coding region runs from base 49 to 873 and encodes 274 amino acids. The transcript has 6 exons. NCBI's taxonomy places the organism in Eukaryota, Fungi, Basidiomycota, Agaricomycetes, Boletales, Suillaceae.